AUGGAGGAAGCGGACAACCGACAACUUGUCAAACACUUGUCCAAGAGCGCCUCCGAACUUCAGGGUCAUCACUCGCUAGCUCACAGGACGCAGUCCUUAUUCACGUCUAUAAAAGGACCGAAAUACCGAGAGGCUAAUGAAGACCGAGAUCCUCCCGUUUUGAUGAUAAAUGGAGUUGCUGAGACUAAGGGAACCAUUUCUCAAUCGACCCCUCAACUUAGCCCAAUCACACAAUGCUCCUGCCAGUAG
Messenger RNA from Nezara viridula (southern green stink bug), 249 nucleotides. The record is from the annotation of a GenBank genome assembly. Lineage: Eukaryota; Metazoa; Arthropoda; Insecta; Hemiptera; Pentatomidae.